This is a messenger RNA of Dichomitus squalens LYAD-421 SS1, 463 nucleotides long. RefSeq lists its product as uncharacterized. Bases 155 to 370 code for a protein of 71 amino acids. The record is from RefSeq and is a predicted model, not a curated record. NCBI's taxonomy places the organism in Eukaryota, Fungi, Basidiomycota, Agaricomycetes, Polyporales, Polyporaceae. The transcript is spliced from 3 exons.
GGGUGCGCCGCAUCCAGCGCUUCUCAUCUGCACAUAUGGAGUUGGGCUCGGGCUUUGAGUACACUUCGAGCCGGCUUUUCGAUGCCAUGUAUCAAAUAGCAGAAGAGCUGCAGUCGCCAGCGGGCAAGCGUUACGUCUCGGCUGCCAUCUGCGUAUGCGGAAGUCGCAUCGAGGCAACGGAGGUAUUGUCCGAAGACAAACCGAGGCGGCUAGCAGAGGCCCUCACGCACCUUGCUACGAGCUGAGUGGCAUUCAUGUUGUGGCCAUUCUUCGCCAACGGGUACAAGUUGAUGGACGGCCUCCGUACGGCAUCAUGGGAAAAGGAUAUUCGGGAGUUGGCUUGUCCGCGUUACCCGUGUCCAGGACGUGAAGGCACUGAUGAUGAGACCACAGUAUUGUCGCGUUGCUGGCACAGUAUGCAAGAUGAGAUCUUCAAGCGAGAUGACUACACUUGCGCUAUGAC